UCGAUCCUAGAAGCCCUGACCGCACAGGAGCGACACCUGCUCUUCGGGGAUCUCCCGGACCCGACCUUUUACCUCGCCACUCCCGGGUUUUCGCCUCUGGGUCAGCCCAGUGACUCGGGCGCUUGGAGGCUUGUCAUUAGAUCGCCAGCCUUGAGCAUCGACGCCACCGUGGCGCCCGUCGACGACCUCGUGGCGCCACACCUCGUCCUCGGCGUUUACAUCGAUGGCGAGUACGUGACCCUUCCUGGGCUUGCCACGCGGUGCCAUUUCCGAUCCGCCAAUUCGUCUUAUGUUGUCACCGUUAGCACGUGCGAAGGAGAUGGAGUGGACGGCGUGAUAGUGACCCCCCGGGCGCUUGCGAUCCUUCACCCGCUGCCGAGGCGAAUCCGCCACGUGCUGCCGCUUGACGAGAACGCCACUGAAGCCAACGUGAGUUGCGGCGAGGACUACGGCCCCCACAUCUUCCACGUUGUCAGCAAAGAAAUGCUCCCACGUAGCAGAUUUCGCCGAGACGCAGAGAGCGGAGAGACCGCAGAAUCUACACAGGCAAACUGCGCCACAGGACCCGAGCACGAGCUGAGUGAAUCCGAGGGCGACAGACGAACACCCAGACGCGCGCCUCUCUUCAGGAGCAUCUCGGAACUAACGGGUCACUUCGAUCGCCAGGAGGAUCUCGACAAGUUUAAGGCCCCGCAAGAAGAAGCUGUCGAUGACGAAGGCGAGGACGAGGAGAUCCUUCAGGAAGUCACGAGGAGGAAGACGGUUGAGCUGGCCGUUUUUUGCGACGACGUCCUGUAUGACAACUUCCCGAGAAGGAUGAGGAGCAAGGAAGCCAGCGUGAUGAAUUAUGCCCUCACGCUUGUUAAUGCAGUGCAGGGCAUCUACCACCAAGAGGAGCUCCAGGGCUACGUGAUCGACUUGCGCCUGGUUCGACUCGACAUCCUGACGUCGAGCAGCGGCCCGAGCAAGAGCGGCGGAGACAUCGGCGCCUACCUCAAGACGUUUUGCUCGUGGCAGAAGGCGCAGAACCCGGCGGGGGAGUCGAACCCGAGGCACUGGGACCACGCCUUCAUGCUCUCCGGGCUGGAUCUGCACUCCUCCGGGAACACGGGCGUGAUCGGGCUGGCGUGGGUGUCGGGGAUGUGCAAGCCGUCCAUCUCGUGCACCAUGAACGAGGGUCGCUCCUUCAUGGCCGUGUACGUCGUGGCGCACGAAAUGGGACACAACUUGGGCAUGAACCACGACGGACACAGCAGCGCCGGAAGCUGCAACUCGAACAAGUACAUCAUGUCUCCGUCGGUGGGGCCGGGCAAGACCACCUGGUCCCAGUGUUCCGUCAGGGUCAUCCACAGUUUCCUCAAGAAAUCGACAUGCCUGGACGAUGGCGGUAGAGCAGCCUUGUCUAGUUCAACGAGGACAGCAGAGAACCUGCUACGCCGACAGGAUGUGCCAGCGAUGAGCGCAGUGCUGAAGAGGACGCCGGGUCACCGAUUCCCUUUGCCUCGUCAGUGUGAAGCCAUGUUCGGUCGCGAUUACUACCCCGCCAUCACGAAGUUUGAUCUCUGCAACUAUAUGUAUUGCACCAACGGCAUUGUCACAAAGCCAGCUCACCCCGCCCUCGAAGGCUCCAUCUGUGGUCAGCAAAGGGUCUGCUUUGCCGGCAGGUGUCGCCCCGAGCAAGACCUCAUCAAGCACAUCAUACUUUUCGGUGUGAACCCGACUCACGUGGGGGGAGAUCCAAAGCCAACAACCGUAAAACCGCCCUUAACUGUGCCAGAGGGGAAUGCGACGCAGAACUGCACAUGCGAUUUCACACCACAGCUUCCUCCUUCUCUGCACAAUCUGCCUAAAUCCAUAUGCAUGUUCCUCGCCCCGGUCUUCCACCCGACCUUCAACUGCAGCAUCCCAUGUCCCUCCCACGUCUUGCAUGUGGACUUAGAUGUUGGCAAUGUGACUGAGGAAGUCCUUGCGAACUCUGAUUUCCCCGCAGAUGGGUCCUGCUACCUAGGGAGCUACACGGUCAUUCAGGGUAAGACGGCAGAGGAUAUAAGAGUCCCGUUAAGGAAUUCUCAGGUGUGCGGUGCCGUUCCCCACGUGAUGCAUCCCACCCUGCAGUGCCCCAGUACAGGAGCAUCGGGCGAGGAGCCGUGCCCGCCGGAGAGCAUUAUCCUCAUUCUGCAGAACAUCAGUUACACUUACGUCCACGACCGCAAGAGCGACGGGGUCAAGGGCCAGAGUCUGCUGUGGAGAGGAGAACAAUAUACUCUGCUGAGCCGCGCGGGCGAAGAUGAUCUUGCGGCGCGCGAAGCUUUUGCUUCGAUGAUUGACACGUCGGAGAAUAUCGGCAGGUUUGGAUUCAUAAAAUGCAACUUGCAGAAUGGCUUCCCGAAGGAGCUUAAAAAUUUACCAAAGGAUAUCUGUAAUUUUUUAGCUCCUUCACUGCACGAUCUGUUUGAUUGUUCACCGGAGCCCCAUUGUGCGAAAUAUGUGAUGUUCAUGGAUCUUGACACCGGCAACACGACUAAAGUGCCAGUCAAGAAACCCGUUGAACUACUGCCUCCCUGCAAGAAGUGCCCCAGUGAAAUGGCGGUCGCCAUAAGUACCAUUUGGGAAAUCGUAAAGGGUGUGACGGCGGUCUUGACGCAAGCGACCGGCCUGUGCAAGCUGUUGCCAGCCUCGUGGUUGCCCUGGAUCCCUGGCUGUUCGGAGUCAGCGUCGCUGGAAUCCGGCUUCGGUAAGUGUCCGCCGGUUUCCAUCGCCAUCACGGCCAGCGGCGCCGUCUUCGUCUACCGCCCCAGCGCCGCAAACAGGGACGUCGCCGAGGGGCAUCCAUCCCUCGAGUGGCAGGACCAACACUAUACACUGGACAAAAUCUCAUACGAUGGAAAUCCUGCUGAUGUACUCAUAGAAAACUACGAUCUAGACUUCCGAUAUCAGAUCGUCUCGCAGACUCAGCCCGGGGACUUCGAGACCGCCCUGAAAGUCGGGCGGCCACCAUCGACUAAGGAAGAUCAAUGGGGCGACGGCCCUGCGAAGGUGCCAACUCUUCAUGCCCAAACAACUGUAGGCCUGCAAGAAUACGUCGCUCAGAAGGACGUUUUUCUAGCCUUAAAUGCACCCACAGCCAUGACGAGGACGGCCGUUGGGGCGUGCAGCGUUACCUGCGGAAGGGGCGUCCGGCCCAUCGUCCAGGAGUGUGUGGACGUGCACACCGAGGAAGUACUGGACCCCUCCUCAUGUCAAGUGUUUUCAGACGUUGUCACAAAGUUUGAGGAAUGCGUUAUGCUCCCGUGCGGGCAAGUCAGAUACGAGAUUGAAGACUGGGGCACGUGUUCCAAGAGCUGCGGCAUGGGAGUGCAGUACCGCCGCGUGACCUGCGUGCUGAUGGUCGAGGACGAGGCGCAGCGCGACGGCCUCAGCGACGACGCCCGCGCCGUGCUGGUGGUGGCCGACGAUGAGUGCGAGGGCGCGAGGCCGCACCACGUCAGAGAGUGCGAGGGGACGUGCUUACCAGCACUUUGGUGUGAAAACAAAGAAGACUGCUUCAAUUAUGAUGACAUCGAGAUUUCCAAGGACUUCGACUACUGAUUCUAGAGUCAACAAAAGAUAAAUCUCCAAAAGAUUGCUAUCUGUAUUUAAAGCACUGGUUUUAGGACAACAUGCUUAUAUACUGGGAAAGUAACACAGUUCAGGGCCGGAAUAAGAAAAUGUUGAACUGUUCGUUUUCUCAUUCUAAAUUAUUAAAGCUUUCUAAA
Messenger RNA from Penaeus vannamei (Pacific white shrimp), 3755 nucleotides. Lineage: Eukaryota; Metazoa; Arthropoda; Malacostraca; Decapoda; Penaeidae. The record is from RefSeq and is a predicted model, not a curated record.